This is a messenger RNA of Labrus mixtus (cuckoo wrasse), 7639 nucleotides long. It is a transcript of the gene capn5b, whose product is annotated as calpain 5b. Gene Ontology annotation, biological process: proteolysis. Gene Ontology annotation, cellular component: cytoplasm. The transcript has 13 exons. Lineage: Eukaryota; Metazoa; Chordata; Actinopteri; Labriformes; Labridae. The record is from RefSeq and is a predicted model, not a curated record. Gene Ontology annotation, molecular function: calcium-dependent cysteine-type endopeptidase activity. Bases 273 to 2255 code for a protein of 660 amino acids.
CACUGGGAUGAGAAAUACCAAAAUAAAAACACUAGAAACUAAACUAGGAAACGAGAACUAUUAAAACAAGAAAUAUAAACUGAAAAUACAAACUACAUAAGACCAAAUCAUGAAAAACGUACUAUACAAACUCAUGGCCAUUUACCAUUUACAACGCGUCCACCUUCCAGUCUGAUCAGUAGGUGGCUUUAGAGGGAGCACAGAGGGGAAGGGGUGGGUGCAGACGGAGCACUGAGGGAAUGCUACUUUAAAAUUCAUGCCAGUUCUUGGAAAUGACCAGCCCUGCCUUUAAGAUGGAGCGAAUAUUGUUGAGGAAAGGCGGCAGUAUGUUCACUUCAGUGAAGGCCUUCGAGGGGCAGCAGUACUCCACCCUGAAGAGGCAGUGUCUGCAGAGUGGCCUCCUCUUUGAGGACCCCCGCUUCCCCGCUACCGACGACUCGCUCUUCUACCUGGGCAACAGGAUCGGACGCGUGGUGUGGAAGAGGCCUCGGGAGCUGUGUGAAGACCCUCACCUGUUUGUGGAUGGAAUCAGCGCUCACGACUUGCAUCAGGGACAGCUGGGGAACUGCUGGUUCGUAGCGGCGUGCUCCAGCUUGGCCUCCAGAGAGUCUCUAUGGCAAAAAGUCAUCCCUGACUGGAAGGAGCAGGAGUGGGACACAGAGAAGCCAGAAUCCUACGCUGGAAUUUUCCACUUCCGCUUCUGGCGUUUUGGCGAGUGGGUGGACGUGGUGAUUGACGACCGGCUACCGACGGUGGACAACCAGCUGGUCUACUGCCACUCCAACGACAGCAACGAGUUCUGGAGCGCUUUGGUGGAAAAGGCCUACGCCAAGGUUUAUGGCAUCUACGAGGCUUUGGACGGGGGAAACACGGCUGAUGCUCUGGUGGAUUUCACUGGUGGGGUUUCAGAGCCUGUGGACCUGCUGGAGGGUCAGAUGGCAACAGACGAGGUGGCCCGGAACCAGCUGUUUGAAAGAGUCCUCAAAGUCCACAACAGAGACGGCCUCAUCAGCUGCUCCAUCCGGGCGACCACCAUAGAGGACAUGGAGGCCCGGCUGGACUGCGGCUUGGUAAAAGGCCACGCCUACGCUGUGACGGACGUAAAGAAAGUGCGGCUCGGUCACGGACUGCUCGCCUUCUUCAAGUCGGAGAAGCUGCACAUGAUCCGCAUGAGGAACCCCUGGGGAGAGAAGGAGUGGAGCGGCCCCUGGAGUGACAGCUCGGAGGAGUGGAACAAGGUGAGCAAGAGCGAGAGAGAAAAGCUGGGCGUCACUGUGCAGGACGACGGCGAGUUCUGGAUGACCUUCGACGACUUCUGCCAGUACUUCACCGACCUGAUCCUGUGCCGCCUCAUCAACACCUCCUACCUUAGCAUCCACAAAACCUGGGAGGAGGAGGUGAUGAGGGGCUCCUGGGUCCAUCGGCAGGACCCCCUCCGCAACCGCUCCGGAGGCUGCAUCAAUCACAAAGCCACCUUCCUGCAGAACCCACAGUACGUGUUCGACGUGAAGAAGUCGGAGGACGAGGUGCUGAUCUGCUUACAGCAAAAAGAGAAGAGAGCCACACCCAAAGAGGGGAAAGGAGAAAACCUCGCCAUAGGCUUCGACAUUCAUCGGGUGGAGCUAAACCGAAAGUACCGUAUGCACUCAGCCCAGCAGAAAGUAGCGGGCUCCAUCUACAUUAACUCGCGCUGCGUCUUCCUCAGGAAGGAGCUAAAGGAGGGCCGCUACGUCAUCAUUCCCACAACGUUUGACCCCGGGCAGCAGGGCGACUUCCUGCUCCGUGUCUUCACUGAUGUGCCUUCAGACUGCAAAGAGCUGUCUCUGGACGAGCCUCCUCAGACGUGUUGGACGGGGAUGUGUGGCUACCCUCAGCUGGUCACUCAGGUCCAUGUACUGAACGCUGAGGGUCUGCAGGGACAGGAAUCCAAUGGAGCUGUAGAUCCGUACGUGAUCAUCACCUGUGAAGGAGAGAGGGUUCGUUCUCCGGUUCAAAAGGACGCACGGUGCCCAAACUUCGACAUCAAAGGCCUGUUCUACCGCAAGAAACCCAAGGAGGGAAUCCACAUCGAGAUCUACAACAAGAACAUUAUCGUGGACACCUUCCUGGGUCAGGUGAUCCUGUUCAGCGACCCCAACGAGCGGCAGGAGCAGCACACGCUCCACCUCCGCGACAAGGGCAGCCGUCAGGACAACGACCUCCCGGGCACGCUCACUGUGCGCCUCAUUACCUCCACCACGCUCACCAACAUCUGACCCCGCCCCCAUCCUUUAAGCAACGAUAGAAAGAAAACUCAAGGUGGCGAUCUAUCGUGUCCGACGGUCAUUUACCGUUUUUUGACUCCAGACACUGCGGAAGCUGUUUUUGUUUUGUUUUUGUUCGGCUGCUUGCACUUUUUUUAUCGGUUGCCCAUUUUCUUCAGCGUUUGAAUUCAUGUUUUUUCUGAAGGUCUGCACCUUUAUUUCUGAACAGAAGGUGACCACAGAAAAUCUUUAAUUUAGUAUUUUUUUAACACAUUUAUGCCAAAAUGAUCCAUGACGGAGUGUCUGCAUUAGAAAUAUAUUACAGACGAGUUCCAUUGCAGCCCACUCAAUGACCCAGAGUUUUAUGAAAUCAGUGCAUCGGUUUGACUCUACAAAGAUGUUUUAUUCUGCACAAUGUUGUGUUCAAACACACACACACACACACUCAUACAUGCACACACAAUACGUAUGCAGACAUUUCUGCACUCUCCAUGCAUGUGCCAAUGUUUCCAAGGGCUAUGCAUUGCCUUAAGGUUGAGUCUGUCUCUCCACCUUGAGGAGUCAGAGCGGGGGGGUUAUGUUAAAUACUUUAUCUUCUCCAUCAGCUGUCCUCACUGUUCGCACAGCCUCCAUUUCCUGUCCUUAAAAAAUCCCCGACAUGACAUCCAGCUUUGUGUCAUCGUUUUCCCCACAUAUAUCGACAUCCUGUGUACUCUUUUAUAUACUGUACAUGGCUUUCAGUCCCGCCACCGUCCGCCGCUUCACCUAGACCCCCUCAAGUCGUCACCAGUUUUUUGCCGGUGCUUUUGGAGAGCAUGCAGCACUGUCUGUCACUUUUUACUGUGGACUUUACAAAAACCGAUAGCCAACAGCAGCUAUUCUCUCCCUCUUCUGAGAGCUUUUCUGUGUUGUUCUGUGGGCGCGCUCAUGUGUGAAAUCUUAAUGCCUCCCCGUCUUCCAUCACUUAGAACCAUUUUCAGACUUCCCCGAGACGCUUUCUGCCGGUUGCUAUGGACGAUCCUAAAAACUGCAUGGCUUAAAAAAAAACAAAAAACUGAACUCUUUGCCUGUGCUGCACAUCUCUCCGGUCGUAGCUUAGCAGCCGGUGAUUUGAUAGUGCUACCCCCUUUUCCUCCUUCCAACAUGUGUGUACACCUUCCCAGUUUAGCGGAGUGCAAAGAUUCACCCUGACAUAAUCAAGUGCUUUAUGGGACCAAAGAUGAGCCAAGAACCUUCCGCUCUCUUAGUCCCUUUUUGGACUGCUCUGGCCUGGCCUGGCCCCGGCCUGGCCUAGCUACAAACACCACCCCCUGUGCCACAUCAUCUCUUAAACGGCAACACCACUGCCUGACGCUUCCUCUUGACUUGAGUCUGUUGGGCCCCGGGGCCAAAAGACUCAUGUCACAUGACCCAGGAGAGACAGCAGCUGUGCUUCUGCUGUUGGCACAGAACAGGCGUGAGUGUAAUGUGUGUUUGUGUGAUUGUGUGUGUGUGUGUGUGUGUGUGUGUGUGUGUGUGUGUGUGUGUGUGUGUGUGUGUGUGUGUGUGUGUGUGUGUGUGUGUUCUGCUAGAUCCAGCCUUGCUCUAAAUGGGAGUAUCUGGGAGUGCUUGGGGCGAAUGUAUAUCUCUUAACUUACCUGGAGGGAAAACGAUCUCUGUGGAAAGGUGUGAACUGAGAGGAAAAACAGCCCUUUAGGGAAACAUCACACCUUGCACUUUAUUUAAUUUAGGGGCAAAAAAAAGACCCUUAAGGAUGAAAGCGAGAGAGAGGAGGGCGAGCAGAGGAGACAUCCUGCCAAACAACCUGUGCCAUCGCCUUGGUCCUGGCAUUUGCCUCCGCAGCAGGAAAACGACUACGGGACAUUUGACGGACUGUUGAGUGAUUUUUAGAUGGAUUUCAGAUCGCUUUUUGCGUCAUUGAACCGACACUGGUACAACUUACAGUAUCUCUGAUGAACUGUUGCAUUUCUCGCGUAGAUCAUGUUGCAUCCGAUUUGACCUUUUGGCACCGAGGCUUCUUUUUUUUUUGUGACAGAAGCCCAAAAAGAAAAUCACAACAUGUGUUUGUUUGUUGUUUACUUUUUAAAAGUGCAAUAUCAUUGCAGAGACUUUUCAUUCCAAGUUUUUUUUUAAACUUUUUUUUAAUGUCUACAGUUUUUUUUUUCAUCCCUGUGUUUCAUAUGAAGAAUUUAAAAUGUAAGUUUGAGUCAUUUUUUGAGACAUUUCCUUUGAAUGUACGACAGUCAGUGGACUAAUUUUCAGUCAAACUAUCGAGUUGGUUUUCCUGAUUUUCAGCGCCUUUUUCCAUUACUUGAACUGUCACACAUGGCAUUUAAUUGAUCUUUUAAUCGGUCAUUUUAAUUGAUCACACACCUUUGUGUACAGCAUCUUUAUAAAUGUGUCUUGCAUGAGUUUCUUUCCGAUAUGUUCAUGGCCUUGUAUUGUACUGUUCAAUUGUUACUAUAUAUAUCUAUUCUUUCUAUCUGAGAAGUCUUGGAAAUGCUAGUAUUGAGCAGUCAGCAUGUCUACACUAAUGCACCACAUGUCAGUCCGAUCAUAUCAACAGGUUUUGAAACAGUUAUGUCUUGUUAUACAGUGAUGCAUUCUUAAUGCCUCUAGCAUCGAUGAACAUUAGCAGCAGUUUGUUGACUACUUUUUAGGUGCUAUUUUAUCUUCUCUGUGCUCUUCGGUGUUGUUUUCAGUCUGACAGAGGGACGGAAACAGAGGACUCUGAGAAAGGUCGUGUUAGCUUGUUAGCAGUGCAGUGCCAAGCAGAGUAAGGUUCGACAUGUUCCUGGGUAGAUGCUGGUUUUUAUUUAAAGUCAAGGUGAAAAACAGCAGCAGCUACCGGUUGUGACUCUAAUCUCCCCCCGCCGCCCAGGUCAAUGAUGUGAAAUGUUCAAAACAAGCAUGACUGAGGGUAAAAUGAAGAUUUAAUAUUGAGAGAGUUUUGGUGCCAAAGGAGUAGGCUGUUGAAAUUAAAGGUACACAGACCAGUGGGUGAAAGAAGCCCCAGUUUGUCCCUCUGUUUUUCUGAGUCACUAAUCAAAUGUUCCAGCAUUUUUUGAGAGGCGCAAACUCAGGCAAGAAGACAAUGGCAUCAACUCCACUCUUAACAGUUGAACCCUAAUUUGGCUCGUUGGAAUUCAACACACCAGUCUCCAAUCCGUGUUUUGUUAUCGUGGACAUUUCACAUCCAGAUUUACGGUUAAUUCUGUACUCAAGAGAUCACAAAUAUAUAAUGUUCAACCUUACCUUAAGACUAAUAACUGCUACAUGGUACAUUCAUGAAUGCCGAUUCAAAGUCCAGUUUCAGUCAGUGUGACAGGGAAUAUCAGUGCCAUCGUUAUCGCUGUGCCAACAUUUAUUUAUGGUUGAAGGUUUUCUUUUUAAUUUACACCUUUUUCGUAAAGCCUUAUAGUUUGUGUGAUGGAGUACGAUCAGGCGCAGGACAGGAAAUAUGAAGACGUUGGAUUUGUCAUUGGAAGGAGGGCAGCAAAGAAACCACAGUUCAUGAACCACCAAUAAGAACCAAUCGUUUAUUACUGGGAAGUUUUCCCUCAGCGUCUGUACAGGACAUAUAUAUACAGAAGAAGCCACCAACAACUUCCCCCAUUUCUGUGGUGGGACCUCGACCGGACUGGGUCCAUGCUCGGACCUUACAGAGUCCUGUAAUGAUAUACCCAGUGACGUAGUCGAGGGUGCAGUCAACGAGGGCGGACUUGUAGCGCCACUUGUGGAAACUAGUUGCAACCGUUAAUCUUUCCACCAGGAGGAGCAGUGAUUAUGGAAGCUAAAGUGCUCACUGCAUCGAUCAGUGUUAGAUACAAGUUUUCAUUACAUGGCCUUAGCGGUAUGUUCAACAGUUCUUGGCUAGCAGCGACUACUGGAGCUUGUUGUCUACAUUUAGAGUGAGCACAAUGUUCAUGACUUAGAUAACACCUUUCCAUCAUCACACACUCGGUUACUUAUUGAAAAUGCCAGUCCAAGGUCUUUAAAUUGUGCAGGAUGUGCUCGUGAAUCCUCAUGAAUGCUGACGCUGUGUUUACUUGUUGCAUCACAAGAUGGAGACCUUCUUACUAAACCCUUCAUCUCCACUGGAGGAUAUUUCAGUACGUCUCUGUCAAAGGGUUUCAGAAUCAGUGAGUCAUUUAGCAGCAACAUUCCCAAUUGAAGUUGUUUUCAAAGUAUGAAAAAGCUCAUCUAGGAUUUCCUACAUUGUGGCUGCACAUAAAACAUUUUCACUCACUGUACUUCAGCAGGCUAUCUUUCUUGGCACUAUAACAGUGCUCAGUGCAUUACUCUGGGAUUUGAUACAACCAAUCAUAUUCCCCUCACGAUGAUAACCAAUGACUUUCAUCAAACCUGACAUUUUCAUGUAGCUCCGUCACCAAUUUCUUUAAAUGUAACACACAGUUAUCUUGCAAAGUGAUGGCUUCAGUUGAACUUUUAAAGUGGUAAAGGCCGGUUGAUAUUUGUGGUUUUGAGUGAAUCUUUUCCAACAACUGUUGGAUGCAUCACUGUGACAUUUGGCACAGCCAUUCAUAUUCCCCUUAGGAUGAAUGCUUAUCACUUUGGUCCUUCUCGAGAUGUUCAUAUAGCUCCAUCACCCACUUUCAUUUAGUCAAUCUCAGAGCCAAAUAUCUGCAAAAAUAAUGGCAUCAGUUGUUCUUGGUGCCCAUGUUGUGCUAAAGUAGCUCGUAUUAGCAUGCUAUCAAGCUCAAACAAGAUUGUUUACAUUGCUAAAAAUCAUCAUGUUAGUAUUUCAGAUAUAAACAUGCGAGAAUGCUUUAGCACAGCGUCGCUGUGCCUGAACUCACCUUCAAAGUGCUGCCAAACGUUAAGGGACAUGAGUUAAUGUGGAGGUUAAGGUUGACAAGGAGUGAAUUGGUGUUCAUGAAUGUGCCAUAUCUGACAACGGAGGCGUUCCUCCACCCAUCAAAGACUUAAUAUCCCGAGUUCCAGUAUCAACAUGUCAGCAGCAGCCAGUUGUGUUAUUUCUUUUUAUUGUGUUUGUUUAGAUGUGGCACAGAAACACAGCCUCUAACACGCAACCUGACAGCUCUGACACAUGAGAGUAUUUGUGCUUCAGAGUCACUUACAGUCCGACGCUGAUGGCGAGAGCAAGGCGCACAAAUAACAGGGGUGUCGAGCUCGAUGUGAAAUCUUAACAAGCCGUUUCUCUUUUCCUCACGUGCCACAGCAGUGCCAAAAGGACAAACAGUCUACUGAGAGUAAUGCUUUUAAGUGAUGAAGACAUAUUGUACAUUGUGACGAUGUUUAAUCUUACUGUUGGACAAAUGUAAGAAAGACUAACUUAUAUUUUGAAGGGUUUUUAUUUUGGUACAAGUUUUACGUUUUUUCAACUGUUUUUAUUUAUUUUCUGUCUUUGUCAU